Messenger RNA from Fomitopsis serialis, 1546 nucleotides. Its product is annotated as kinase-like protein. The coding region runs from base 148 to 1284 and encodes 378 amino acids. Lineage: Eukaryota; Fungi; Basidiomycota; Agaricomycetes; Polyporales; Fomitopsidaceae. The transcript is spliced from 3 exons. The record is from RefSeq and is a predicted model, not a curated record.
GAUAGCUGUCACGGUCAGUGGCCACUGCCGUCCACCUACGUUUGGUCUGAAUCCUCUGCCACCUCGUAGGGUUCUGAUACGGUGGUUGAUUGUUGAGCUCAACGAAGCGAGCUUCAUCGCACCCAUUAUUGUGCAACUUGAAAUCGCAUGGAACCGAAGCAGGCGUCUCACAUUGGACUCCCCGUGAAUGCUCUAUGGACUGGACUCCUCGCACAACUGGCCCGCGCUGUAACGGACAUCCUGCGCUUUGAGUUGCCAUGGUCAAUAUGGCGUCUACUUCCUUCGUCAUUCAGACUCUCCUGCUAUCGUAGGCUUGCAAGCUACAGCCACCGACAGCCGUUCUCCUCGAUUACGCAUCUGCCCUUUGGCUUGAUACUCAAAGAGAAGGACGAGGACCCUCAUUUUGAGGCCAAUAACACCCAAUUUGUGGCUACCCGAACCAAUAUUCCCGUGCCCCGAAUCCUCGAUGUCAUCGAGUUUCCCGCGGCUGACUCACAACCAGGGGGUAUCAUUCUUAUGAACGAGAUAGAAGGGGAUUCCUUAUGGGAGUGGGUAAUCCCGCGAAUACGACGCGUGCCCGAGGCAGCAGCACUCAUCGCGCGAUUGGAAGCAUGCAUGGAAUCCAAUGACCUCGACCCAAUAAUGGGCAUCGCAGCGGAACUGGAGAAGAUGCCUAGGCCGACUGUGGAUAUGUCUGACGACGACCCGCUCGUAAUGGAUCUUCGUCGUGCACUUAACGAACUCAGAGCCCUCGCGCCUUCCUCACAGGCUGUCAGUGGGCUCGACUACCUUCCGCUCUUCGUCAACCGUGCAGGGGAGAAGUACUUCAUGGGCCCGUUCGCGGACCAGACCCAGUUCAAAGAGGCGCUGUUCCGCAAAGUCAGCAACCUCUUCAAGUAUCGCUUACCGGGCUUGCGCGGCCUGGCGGAGCCCGUGUUCGCGAAGACACAUCGCAUCUAUUUCACCCACGCCGAUCUUCACCACAACAAUAUCCUGGUGAAGGACGGCCGUCUCGCCGCGAUCCUCGACUGGGAACACGCGGGAUGGUAUCCGGAGUACUGGGAGCACACGGCGAUGGAGGCGUUGACGAUACGCACGUAUCAGAUGAACGCGUUCUGGGACCAGGUGCAUCUCUUCGGCGAGGGUGCCUACAGGGAUGAACUCAGCCUCGAGUGGGCCCUGUGGGGCUCCACUGGUCUGAUGGGUGUGGUCGGCGAGGACGGUGACGACCUCGGGUGUCCCCGUGUACCCCCGCUGGCAUCUGACGAGAAAGCUCAAUCAUGAAACAUCAUGCAUGCAAUCGAACACCCUGCUGGUCCGCCGGAGUAGGAGGGUUAUUCCACAUCUAUUUGCUUGGCUGCUAUCAUGUCGCUUUUGUGGUUGCGUCGCUCAGUUCAAUGUCGACUCGGAUGUACGUCGCAAACUGUCUUCCGCUCAUGUCCAUUCCCUUUCGGAUACUGUCGAUGACGGAAUCUGUUCGUUCUACCCGCCUGUCUUCAAGUUCGUUAGACAACAACGCUCAACUCAGGGUCACUGACGUCAUUCA